AUGGCUUCUGAGGUCGUGUGUGGACUGAUCUUCAGACUGCUGCUGCCCUUCUGCCUGGCGGCAGCAUGUCUGUUCAGGUACAACUGGCUCUCAUUUGUCUACCUCAUCUACCUCCUCCUGAUCCCACUGUUCCCAGAGCCCUCCAGCACAACCAUGCAGGGCCACACGGGGCGUUUACUCAAAUCCUUAUGCUUCACCAGUAUGACCUUCCUCUUGUUUCACAUCAUCUACCAGAUCACCAUCCACAGUCUUCUGGCUGGGAACACUAUAGAACAGACAUUCAACUGCUCAGUUUGGGAGACGUCCAUACGACAGAUCGGAUUCGAAAGCGUUAUAGGAGCAGACGCAGGGAAUGGCAUCCGGGUGUUUAUGCCAGACAUUGGCAUGUUCAUGGCAGGCUUGGGCACCUGGUUGCUGUGUAGAAAAUUGGUCCAAAAGAGAUCUCUGGAGGAGAUGGCGCAGUACAACCAGGACUUUGAGACAGAGGAACAGGAUGACUGCGAGGAGUCCAGGAGCCCUGAUGAUGAAGAUGGUGACGAGAUGCUUUUCGAUGAGGGCUUUGAUGCUGAAGAUGAAGCAGAGGAUGACGAGGAAGAGGAUGGAUGUCUGGAAGAGGAAGAAGAGGAGGAGCAGGAGGAGGAAGAGGAGGAGGUGAAAGAAAGCGCCAAGAUGAAGGCGCUGCGUAUCGUUGCUGGAGUGGCGACUAAAGUGAAGGAGAUCAUUGGUAACCUCAUCACUACAGCGGGGAAGGUGGUGGUGACCAUACUGCUGGGCCUGACAGGCAUGAUGCUGCCCUCACUGACCUCGGCCGUCUACUUCUUCACCUUUCUGGCACUGGGCACAUGGUGGUCCUUCUGCCAGACCUUCGACCCUCUGCUCUUCAGCUGUCUGUGUGUGCUGAUGGCUAUCUUCUGUGCAGGCCACCUUAUCGUUCUCUACCUCUACCAGUUCCAGUUCCUUCGGGAUAGCAUUUCUGUUAACGACACCUUCGCCAGUGUCUUUGGCAUCUCUCCCAUCAUCAUGCCGAACUGCUCAGCCACCUGGAAGUUAAACGUGAACACAAGGCUAAACUGGAACCAUUUUGUCAAUCCCCUCAUGCUCCUGGUUUUGUACUACACCCUGGCCACGCUGAUCCGUCUCUGGCUCCAGGAUCCAAUGGUUAAGGAAGACGAGGAGGAGGAAGAGGAGGACGUAAAUGAAGACACAGUCGCUAACACAGCAGAAAGAAGGAGGCACUUGUGGUGGAACACACGGCAGAAAACUGAAGAAAAGAAUCUUCUAUCCACUCAGGACGGUUACAGCACUACUGAGGCAGUUGUGGUGAACUCCAACGGGACGUCUGUUGGCUACAUCAACACUACAGAAAACGGACCAGUCACCUUGGACCUCUACUCCAUCCCUAAGUAUAAAGUGGACCAGUCCAAUAAUAUCGAGGAUCAGAAGGAUUUAGAGGUGUAUGAGGUGGUUGAGAUGCCACCGGAAGAGGAAGAAGAGCUGAAGGAGAGUGAGGAGAAGUCUGAGUCUGCUGCCCCGCCCGGGCUUGUCAAGGUCUUUCGCUUCAUCUUGAAGCAGAGCUACAUCUGCGCUCUCAUCGCCAUGAUGGCUUGGAGCAUUACCUACGUGAGCUGGCUGACGUUCGUCCUGCUCUUAUGGUCCUGCACGCUGUGGAUGGUGCGAGACAGGAGAAAAUACGCCAUGCUUUCCUCGCCCUUUAUGGUGGCCUACGGGAACCUGGUGAUCGUGCUGCAGUACAUCUGGAGUUUUGAGAGUCUGAAUGCCGUUCCCAGUCUCUUCCCCAAACCCCACGAAGUCUUCACAGAACUCUGCUCCAAAGUCCUGUAUUUGCUGACUUUCUGGCUGCUGCUGCGGCAGACGCUGACCGAGCGGCAGGACAAACUGGCAGAAGAAGCAGCGCUUUCUGAAGUGUCAGUCGAAGCAGAGAAAAAAGGUGAGCUGAACAAAGAAGAGGAGGGUGGUGAGGAUGACCUCAUGCAGGUCGUGGGGAAGCUGGUGAUGGCGCUGCUGGUGAAGUACUGGAUCUACAUCUGCGGUGGCAUGUUCUUCUUCGUCAGCUUCGAAGGAGAUGUCGUCAUGUACAAGAUCAUCUACAUGAUGCUCUUCCUCUUCUGCGUCGCCCUCUAUCAGGUGCACUACGAGUGGUGGAGAAAAAUCCUGAAGUAUUUCUGGAUGUCAGUGGUGGUGUACACCAUGCUGGUGCUCAUUCUUAUCUACACGUGCCAAUUCGAAGCUUCCGUCCCCACCUGGUCAGACAUGACCGGCAUGAGUGAGGAAAAGUUAAAAGCUCUGGGUCUGCAGAAGUUCUCUGUGGUCGAUCUGUUCACACGGAUUUUCAUCCCCACUUCCUUCCUGCUAGUGUGCAUCCUUCACCUGCACUACUUCCACGAGCAUUUCCUCAAGCUCACAGACCUCAACGCUGUGGCUGCCAAAGAGGAUAGCCCCAUCUACAGCUCUGCCAAAGUCAGUGCUCGUAUCUAUCUAAUAAUGGAUAGAAUCAAGCAAAAAAUGUCAUCACUCCAGAGCAAACUUGCCCAACCAGACGGGAGCUUGGCAGAUCUUACCAUGCUGAGUUCUUCUCCAGAGCCCCUGGGGAAAGAGAAAGAAAUGUUGAUGGUGGAUGGCAUGGUGGAGGAAAAAAAGAAGGAGGAGGACUCUGUCCAUGAUGAAAGCCAACACGACAGCAUGGCUACAGAUCCAGAAAUGCCAUCAGAGGAGAGCUCAGAUUUGAAAAAUAAGUGGCAUCUGGUGCUGGACCGUCUCACUGUGCUGUUCCUAAAGUUCCUGGAAUACUUCCACAAACUGCAACUCUUUAUUUGGUGGCUCCUGGAAAUCCACAUCGUAAAGAUUGUUUCUUCAUACAUCAUCCUGGUGUCCGUCACAGAGGUAUCUCUGCUGAACUUUGUGUUUUUUGCAUCAUGGGUGUUCGCCCUGCCGUACAGUCAGUUCCGGCCUUUAGCCUCCAGCAUCUGCUCUGUGUGGACUUGUGUUAUCAUCAUCUGCAAAAUGUUGUACCAACUGGAGACCAUAAAACCACAUACCUAUUCCAGUAAUUGCUCGAUGCCCAACGACACUGAAAAUAAGGAGUACAUGAUGAAGUCUCUGUUGUACAAGGAACCAGUGGAUCCUGCAAACUGGGUUGGACUUGAAAAGUUCAAUUUUCUACUUUUAUACCUAAGGAAUAACUUAUUGAUGCUUGCCAUCUUGGCAUUUGAGGUGACCAUCUACAGACAUCAGCAGUAUUUUCGGCUACGCAACAAGCUCUCGCCUCCGCCCUUUCGAACCAUUUUCCACGAUAUUACUCGCCAGCACCUUGACAACGGCAUCAUCAGCUGCGCCAAAUACUUCAUUAACUAUUCCUUCUACAAGUUUGGAGUAGAGGUGUGUUUUCUAUUGGCCGUGAACGUGAUUGGUCAACGCAUGGACUUCUACUCCAUGAUACAUGCCUUAGCACUGGCCGCAGUGAUGUACCGGCGCAGGAGAAAAGCCAUUGCUGAAAUCUGGCCCAAAUACUGUUGCUUCCUUGCCUGCAUGAUCACUUUUCAGUAUUUUGUCUGUGUAGGCAUUCCACCAGCAGCCUGUAAAGACUACCCCUGGAGAUUCGUCAACUCUUCAACAGAUUCCAACGUCAUUAAGUGGCUCUACCUGCCUGAUUUCCACACCAGACCGAACCCCAAGUUUCUCAUCUAUGACUUCAUGUUGCUGCUGAGUGCUUCUCUGCAGCGCCAAGUGUUUGAUGAGGAGAAUUUGGCAGCCGUUCGUCUGAUGGCAGGAGAAAACGUGGAGAUCUGCAGAGACCUGGAUGCCGCUUCCUUCAGUGUUCACAACCCCGUCCCGGACUUCAUACACUGCAGGUCAUAUUUGGAUAUGCUGAAAGUGAUCAUGUUCAGCUACCUGUUCUGGUUCGUCCUCACCAUCAUCUUCAUCACCGGCACCACACGCAUCAGCAUUUUCUGCAUGGGCUAUCUGGUGGCCUGCUUCUACUUCCUGCUCUUCGGUGGACAGCUGCUGCUGAAGCCAAUUAAGAAGAUCCUUCACUACUGGGACUUCUUAAUAGCCUACAACGUCUUUGUUAUCACCAUGAAGAACGUCUUCUCUAUUUUAGCCUGUGGUUACAUCAACAAGCUGAAGAUCAAUUGCUGCUGGCUGAUCCAGCUGCUGAGUCUGGCCUGCACCAUAAAGGAAUAUGAAGACCUGCCAGGUGUGGACCUCAGACACCUCUGGAUUUACAAUGUCUGUGAAUUGCCACAGGACGAGGCCGGAAUCAUCUGGGACAGCAUCUGUUUCAGCUUCCUGCUGCUGCAAAGACGCGUCUUCAUGAGCUACUACUUUCUCCAUGUGGUGGCCGACAUCCGUGCUGGACAGAUACUCGCUUCUAGAGGAGCAGAGCUGUUUCAGGCCUCCAUUGUAAAGGCAGUGAGAGCUCGAUUAGAGGAGGAGAACAAAUCCAUGGAGCAGCUCAAAAGACAGAUGGAUCACAUUAAGACCCGGCAGCAGAAGUUUAAAAAGGGAAAAGAGAAAAUGCUGAGCCUGACCCAGGAGUCUGGAGAAGGACAGAACCUAGUCCCACCUGAGGCUGACGCCGAGGAUGAUGAUGACGAGAAAGAGAAGGCCAAGGCCAAAAAAAAGCAGUGGUGGAGGCCUUGGGUUGACCAUGCUUCCAUGGUGAGGAGCGGAGAUUAUUAUCUGUUUGAGACCGACAGUGAGGAAGAGGAGGAUGAAGAAGAUCCAAAAGAGGAGGAACUUCCCAAGAAAUCGGCUUUUCAGCGUGCAAUCGGAAAGUUUGCCUCAGCCGUCCUGGCUUUACCCAGGUCCAUUCUAAAACUGCCCAAAACUAUCCUGCAGUACCUUAUCAGGGCAGCCAAGUUUUUGUACCAAGCCUGGGUCACAGACUCAAAAACGGCUCUUAAAGAGCAUACCAAGGGGCGACGUCACUUCUGGAAGAGAUACGGCAGAGGACGGAAACAUCGGAAAGACAAAGAGGAAGGGCAUGUUGCUAUUGAGAUGGGAGAUGAUGAACAGAGUUCAGAAGAAAAGAAGGACGGGCCAGACAACAUUAUAAAACGUGUUUUCAACAUCAUCAAGUUCACCUGGGUUUUGUUCCUGACCACCCUGGAAAGCCUGACCAAAUGGAUCAACAACGUCUGUAAAGAAUACAUCGACAUCUCCACAGUGCUGCGCAUUGAGCGCUGCAUGCUUACCAGAGAGGUCAAAAAGGGCAAUGUUCCAUCACGCGAGAGCAUUCACGUCUAUUACCAGAAGCAUAUGCGUCUAAACGCGUCUCGCGAGUCCGGAUUGGACCAGAUCAGCGAGGACGACUCGACCUCCGGUUCUCAAAAGCCCCGCCGCAGACGGAGAGGGUAUACACUGGAGAGCCAGGACUCGGUGGCAUCCAGAGACAGCAUCUCCAGCGCAUACACAGAGGCCACCAUGCUCUUCUCUCGCCAGUCCACGCUGGACGACCUGGACGACAUGCCCGAGCAGGUGCCCAAAACCAGCGAGCGGGCCCGACCCAAGCUGAAAAAAAUGUACAGCAUGGACAUGUCCAACUCGUCCGGAGACAGCGGCAGCAGCAACAUCUCCAGCGAGGCCACUCAAUGCGUCACUUUAUUUUCACGGCAAGGCACAAACGAAACAAUAGAUGAGGUGGAGGAUGAGCAGGAUCAAAUACAGCAGCAUACACAAAGCCCUAAAACGACCCAGCAAACAGAAACAGGUCCCUGGAGCCCCGUCCAGCCUGAUUUACAACAAGAACCUGAAGAAAGACUCCCAGAGCAUGAAGACGAAGAACCCGAGCGAACCGAACGUGCAGGUGAAGAUCACGCUGAAGAGGAACGAGACCAGGACCAGGUGGAGGGUGAAGAAGGGGUGGAAAUCUCCAAAACGGAAGACGGCGGUGAAUCGUCUGGUCCGGAGUUCGCGCCGGCGGAGAGGUCGUGCGGCGGCGCCUUUACCCCGGACACUGAUGUUCCGAACACGUCGGAUGCGGACGUGCCGCCCAGCUACAGCAAGGCCGUGAGCUUCGAACGGCUUUCCGUCAGCUCGGACGAGAGCGACGAAGAGAAGGGGCUCAUGCUGAUGACUUCAGACAGCAGGUCGGAUCUGCUGUCGGACGACGCCCUGCUGCCCUCUCAGACCACCGAGCUCACGGCCAGCGAGCUGCUGCUCAACAAAAUGUUCCGUGAUGAGGAGCUGGAGGCCUCUGAGACCUUCUACAAGUCUCAGCCUCUAGGCCUGCAGCUGUGCUAUGCCCUCUACAACCUGCUGGUGGCCCACUCUGAGAUGGUCUGCUAUCUGGUCAUCAUCCUUAACCAUAUGAUUUCAGCCUCCAUGGCUACGCUGGUGCUGCCCGUGCUCAUCUUCCUGUGGGCCAUGCUGUCCGUACCACGACCCAGCAAACGCUUUUGGAUGACCGCCAUCAUUUACACCGAGGUCACCAUCGUCAUCAAGUACUUCUUCCAGUUCAGCUUCUUCCCCUUUAACAAGAACCUGGAGGUGGACCGAAAAAGGCCCUAUCACCCACCCAACAUCAUUGGGGUGGAGAAAAAGGACGGUUACGUGCACUAUGACCUCAUCCAGCUGCUCGCCCUGUUCUUCCAUCGCUCCAUUCUCAAAUGCCACGGUCUGUGGGACGAGGACGACCCCAAAGAGUCGAAGAGAGACCCCCCUCAUCACGGGGAUGAGUCCGAGGACGAUGAGAAGUUGGCGGUGGCGAUUCUAGCAGAGGCGAAAAAGAGCUCACCCCCUCGCUCCAUCAAGUCCAGCAGCACGGGCAACUCGGUGGACCUGGACUGCAACCAGCUCGUGCACGUGCGCCACCCCGAACAGCGAACGUAUCAGCGGCGCAAGAGCUCCAGCGGGGGUUCGAACUUGUCACAUCGGUCGUCCCUGCGCUCCAAAAGAGGCAGCACAAGCACGAGGAACAGCAGUCGUAGGGAAGGGAGCGAGGUGGGCGUGGAGCUCAAAAGCCGCAAAGAACUCAUCGUGGAGAAAAUCCAUGAGCAGCUUAUCAAAGCCAGGAUCUUUCUUUUUAAAAGAGGAAAAGAGAUCUACCUGCCUAUUCGCCAGUUCUUUUAUAACCUCAUCCAUCCCGAGUACAGCGCAGUGACCGACGUCUACGUCCUUAUGUUUCUGGCCGACACCGUCGACUUCAUCAUCAUCGUCUUCGGCUUUUGGGCUUUUGGGAAACACCAAGGAGGAGCGGACAUCACGUCCUCACUGUCUGAAGAUCAGGUUCCUGGUCCAUUUCUGGUUAUGGUGCUGAUCCAGUUUGGUACCAUGGUGGUGGACCGGGCCCUGUACCUGCGCAAAACUGUGAUGGGGAAAGUUAUCUUUCAGGUCAUCCUGGUGUUCGGCAUCCACUUCUGGAUGUUCUUUAUCCUGCCAGGAAUUACAGAGAGGCGUUUCAGUCAAAACACAGUUGCUCAGCUGUGGUACUUUGUGAAGUGUAUUUACUUCGGCCUGUCAGCGUAUCAGAUCCGAUGUGGUUACCCCACUCGUGUCCUGGGUAACUUUCUGACCAAGAGCUACAACUACGUGAACCUCUUCCUCUUCCAAGGGUUUCGUUUGAUCCCUUUCCUGACCGAGCUGCGUGCCGUGAUGGACUGGGUGUGGACGGACACCACGCUCAGCCUGUCAAGCUGGAUCUGUGUGGAGGACAUCUACGCUCACAUUUUUGUGCUUAAGUGCUGGAGAGAGUCAGAAAAGCGAUACCCUCAGCCACGGGGUCAGAAGAAGAAAAAGGUGGUGAAGUAUGGGAUGGGUGGCAUGAUCGUAAUGCUGCUCAUCAGCAUCAUCUGGUUCCCUCUGCUCUUCAUGUCUCUGGUCAAAUCGGUGGCCGGCGUCGUCAACACACCUCUGGACGUGUCUGUUAGUCUCACUCUCGGAGGGUUCCAGCCGAUCUUCACAAUGAGUGCUCAACAGAAGAACCUGCACAACGUCACUAGCCAGGAAUUCGGGAGUUUCAAUCGAAUCUAUAAACACGAUUCUACGGCCUUGCAGUUUCUCGAAUCAUACGUGAAUCAGGAUUUGACUAUAGCCCACAUGGAGGGAAGUUCCAAUUCACUGUGGACCAUCAGCCCGCCCAGCAGGGAGAACAUGAUAAAGAUGAUGGCUGGAGAUAAUGAAAUACAUUUGACCUUUGCCUGGUCUAUACAGAGGAACCUGAGUUUAGGAGCCAAAGCAGAGACAGCAGCAGGAAAACACACCAUCAUCCUGGAACAUGAAACCAAAACGAACAUUUCACGACUGCUAAAUGGUGAAAUUUCCUUUGUGAUCAUCCACACAAUUUUUCCGAGAUUCCUGCGGGCACCCAGUGACUCGAAUGCAAAACCCAUCGAUCAGCUGAGUGCAGAUUAUGAAAAUAUCACACUGAGUCUAAAGAAAUUCAACAACAGUGAGGGGACCGUUCAGGAGUGGUGGACUGUGAAUCAGACGAAGCAGGUCAAAAACGCACCAAAGUCGUUAGAGAACGCCACAUCUGGACUGAAUCUGUAUAUCUUCAGCGAUCAGGUCAGCCCUCCUAGUCUGGGCUUUCUGGCUGGUUAUGGCAUCAUGGGCCUCUACAUGUCCGUGGUGCUGGUCAUCGGCAAGUUCGUGCGCGAGUUCUUCAGCGGGAUCUCGCACACCAUCAUGUUCGAGGAGCUGCCCAACGUGGAUCGCAUCCUCAAACUCUGCACCGACAUCUUCCUCGUCCGAGAAACGGGAGAGCUGGACCUGGAGGAGGACCUGUACUCCAAGCUCAUCUUCCUGUACCGCUCUCCAGAGACCAUGAUCAAAUGGACCAGGGAGAAGAACAAGUGAAGGCCGCAGAGCCGGUGACGGGGACGAGGAUACACGGUGCAUGAAGAGUUCUUAAUCGACCUGAAAAAGCACAAGGCUGUGGAUCGCGCUAUUAGUGUGGAUAAUACAGCAGCCAAAAUCGAAUUUUGGCACCUCGCUGCUGGGAGAAAACUUCUCUCACUCGUGUACAUGACUGAGGUACGGAGAGAUCGCUGUCCUGCGGCUACUUGUACAUUUUAAGGGCUUUAAUAGAGACGAAUGAGCCGAGCAUGAGUCGAGUGGGCCCUUCUUCUUCUUAACAAAUGGACUGAGAUGAUUUUUAACACACCCGAUGACCAAGUGCUUUAUUUUCUGAAUGGCAAGAAUAAAACGACCUCUGGUUUUGCAGAAGUCUGGGCGACACAACAGCACCUGACAAUCUACUUGCCUUAUUUGGUUUGUACAAAUAACUGCAUUUUCAUUCAGUCUUUUCUCAGGAACACACUGGUCAUUUCAUCAUGAGAUGUCCUUUUUUUCCAUUGUGUAUUCGAGCACUGGACUGUUGGAUGAGAAGUCUAGCGUAAGCACUGUUAAUAUGCACAAUGUGAUGUAUGGCGUGGAAGGAGCCGGUACAUAUCAUGAUUUCAUGAUUCCGUGAUCGUGACAUCGAUUAACAAUAUCUGUGGUUGGUUAACUUAUGAAGCAUGAACUUUACAGAGGUUGUACUUUCUUGUGAUGUACGUCUUGGGAGAUUAUUAUGUGCAUAUUAUGUGAUUGCUUGUGUGAAAGGGCGAAGCAAUAUGAGAACUAAUGCAUUUCUAAAAAAAAAAAAAAAAAAGAAAAAAGGAAGGGAGUAGGAGAUGGAGGAUACCUUGGACUGGGCUGGGCUGGGCUGGACUGGGCUGGGCUGAUUUGUACAUAGAUCAGUGCAAUUCUGUAUUCAUACACAAGCGAGGGCUGUCUUUGUAUCUGGGGGCGACAGUUAGUGUUUACAAUUUGAACUCAUCUUCCGAGUAUGACCUCCGUCCUUCGCUGUCAUGGAGACGGAGAUGGAGACGGUACGAGAAAUUCCGGGAGUACUGAAGCAUUAUUGGAUGCAACCCUUGAAUCUUCAACCCCCCUCCCCCAUCCUCCCUUUCCUUCCCAAACACACGUUUCUGAACUAUGCAUUAUUUAAAGCCAUUGUAGCAUGAGAGAAUAAUAACUAUUUAACAUGAGGUGUUUUCAUUACAUCACAUGUACAUAUACUUUUACAGGGACAAAAGAAAUGUGAAGCUUUAUUAGGUUUGCUCUGUAGCUGAAUGUCAUGAUGGAAAUGAAGAUCUGAAGGAAAGCGAUGACCUUCAAAUAAAGCACAUAUCA
Trichomycterus rosablanca is the source of this 10137-nucleotide messenger RNA. Its product is annotated as piezo-type mechanosensitive ion channel component 2. Gene Ontology annotation, cellular component: membrane. Gene Ontology annotation, molecular function: mechanosensitive monoatomic ion channel activity. The record is from RefSeq and is a predicted model, not a curated record. The transcript is spliced from 56 exons. The coding region runs from base 1 to 8817 and encodes 2938 amino acids. Lineage: Eukaryota; Metazoa; Chordata; Actinopteri; Siluriformes; Trichomycteridae.